This is a messenger RNA of Procambarus clarkii (red swamp crayfish), 528 nucleotides long. Its product is annotated as cuticle protein AM1199-like. Gene Ontology annotation, molecular function: structural constituent of chitin-based larval cuticle. Gene Ontology annotation, cellular component: chitin-based extracellular matrix. Lineage: Eukaryota; Metazoa; Arthropoda; Malacostraca; Decapoda; Cambaridae. The record is from RefSeq and is a predicted model, not a curated record.
CGGACACACACACACAACAGCCAUGAAGUUUGUAGUUCUUGCCUGCCUGGCCGCCAUGGCCGCCGCCGCCCCCCAGCCCCAGGACUCCCCACCUGUGGCCAUCCUCCGCGACGACCGUCAGGACUCCGGCGACGGCAAUUUCAACUACGCCUUCGAGGCCGAGAACGGCAUCUCCGUGGAAGCCUCCGGCAGCCCUGGCUCAGAGGGUCAGAGCAACAUCCAGGGCGUGUACAGGUUCCCCCUCGACGACGGCACCAUCGCUGAGGUCCGCUACGUCGCCGACGAGAACGGCUUCAGACCCGAAUCCCCUCUGCUGCCCACACCCCACCCUCUCCCCGCCCACGCCCUCGCACAGGUCCGCUUCGCCGAGGAGCAGCGAGCCCUUGGUGUUGUCUUUGAGUAAAUAUCUCCCAUCGACCUCCUCCAAGCAAUACAUUUAUAUAAUAUAUUUAAUAUAAAUGCUCAAGAUGUGUACGAAUGUACUGAACGGAUUUAACAAUAUUGCGUUUCUAAUAAAUUGCAGUUGAA